This is a messenger RNA of Daldinia vernicosa, 1444 nucleotides long. RefSeq names its product FAD/NAD(P)-binding domain-containing protein. The transcript is spliced from 2 exons. Lineage: Eukaryota; Fungi; Ascomycota; Sordariomycetes; Xylariales; Hypoxylaceae. Gene Ontology annotation, molecular function: FAD binding. The record is from RefSeq and is a predicted model, not a curated record. Gene Ontology annotation, biological process: secondary metabolite biosynthetic process. The coding region runs from base 1 to 1386 and encodes 461 amino acids.
AUGCCAGGAAUAACCGAGGAUACUUUGAUUGAGGUCGCUAUCGUUGGUGGUGGUAUCAUUGGACUAUCCCUCGCAGCUGGUCUUCUUAAACAUAAUGUCAAAGUCAAGGUCUACGAACAAGCGAAAAGUUUCCGGGAGAUAGGCGCGGGUAUAGCUUUUACGGCAAAUGCUAUACGAUGUAUGAAUCUGAUGAAUCCCGAUAUCGUUAGUGCUCUGAGGUCGGGCGGCUCUGUCCCUACUUCUACAGAUAAGAACGACCCAAAUGAUUACCUCAGAUGGAUCGACGGCUAUAACAAACGUCGAAAGGACGACCCUUCAUACGAGGAGAUGCUUUACAAAUUAAGUGCAGGAUACAGGGGCUUCGAGGGGACACGGCGUGAUCAGUUCUUGGAGGCAUUAGUAAAGAUCAUACCGGAGGAGAUUGUAGAGCUGAAGAAGCGUCUAAAUAACAUCGAAGAGAAAGGUCCUAACGGGAGGCUCCAGCUUAACUUCGCUGAUGGGACAUCUGCAGAAGCCGAUGCUGUAAUUGGGUGUGAUGGAAUCAAGUCACGAGUAAGGCAACUCAUGUUAGGAAAAGACAACCCGGCUUCUUAUCCUCAUUAUACCCAUAAGGUUGCCUAUCGUGCCCUAGUUCCAAUGGAAAAGGCCAUCGAAGCUCUAGGAGAGUAUAAAGCCACAAACCAGCACAAUCACAUCGGGCCAAACGCCUAUCUCAUCCACUACCCGGUUGCGAAUCAUACCAUGAUUAAUGCCACGGGUUUUUUAUCAGAUCCUAACGAGUGGCCGGACGACAAGGUAACGGUCGAACCGGGAUUUAGGAAAGAUCUGGAGAACGCCUUCGCAGAUUGGAAUGCUCCUGUUAAAGCUCUCAUACAACACUUCCCAGAGACGCUUGUGAAGUGGGCGGUGUUCGACAUGUGGGAUUAUCCGGCGCCUUACUUCAACAAAGGAAAUUUCUGCUUGGCCGGCGAUGCUGCACACGCAUCAAGCCCACACCACGGCGCCGGCGCCUGCGUUGGUAUCGAAGACGCGCUAUGCCUAUGUACGCUAAUGAGCCAAGUCAACGACACGCUGAGAGGGGAUAAUAAGUCGGCGUCAGCAAAGAAGAACGCGGCAAUUUGCACGGCAUUCGAGGUCUUCGAUUCGGUGCGGCGGACAAGAGGCCAAUGGAUCGUCAACAGCAGCCGCCGUCUGUGCGACCUGGUUCAGCAGCCCGAAUGGGCCGACGAGAGCAAGUGGAUCAAGGCCGCGACGUGUUUUGAAGAGAUUCGGGACCGGUCGUUCAAAAUUUGGCAUUAUGAUUACGAUGGUAUGAUUAAAGAAACUGUUGAGGAGUAUGCGAAGAGACAAUCUAUAACGAAGGGAUCGGGGGGCGGUGCAAUAUAGCGUCACAACUAGGUAGUGGGAAUAUCUAGAAUAUUUGUGUAUAGAGGUUUUGAGUGUG